Messenger RNA from Mercenaria mercenaria, 2061 nucleotides. RefSeq names its product trichohyalin-like. NCBI's taxonomy places the organism in Eukaryota, Metazoa, Mollusca, Bivalvia, Venerida, Veneridae. Bases 1 to 2061 code for a protein of 686 amino acids. The transcript has a single exon. The record is from RefSeq and is a predicted model, not a curated record.
AUGGCAGAAUAUUUCACUGAACGUCAGUUAAGGUAUAAGAGGAGAGAAGCUUUACAGGAAGAGAUAGAAAGAUUGCAGAAGGAAAAAGCAGAGUAUGAUAAGGAGGAACAAAUGAAAUUAAUUCAAAGACAAAGACAAAUGUUGUUAUUGCAAAGAGAAAAAGAGACAUCAAUAAGGAGAAUGCACACAUCCAAUGAUGAUAGAGAAGAGAGUUCUUAUUACCCAGAUGAGGUAGAAUAUAGUGAAAUGGAAGAGGUUCAAAAUGAACAAGAUCCUAGAAAUGGUUCGUUUUGUACAUUGGAUGAGACUGGAUAUUUUGAUCAAGAAUCUCCAAGAAAAUCUCCAGUUUGUGAAACUCAAAUAGAAAACGAUGCAGAAUCGUCCUUAGACUUAUCUGCUGAAAUAGAUGCGCUGGACCAAAGAUUAACAGAGUUACAUGAAGAGGACGCCGAAAGAGGUGAAGAAAUGGAUGUCGUCGGGAAUGAUAAUAACUCAAAUAGAAACAGAACACCAAUAAAGAGGGUAACCAUAAACACUGACCCCUGUGAAACAUUAUACCAUAGACAAACAUCAAGAAGGCAAAUGAUACAGUCUGAAAGAAGAGAACACCAUACAAACACGAAGGAGAAGGAGAUAACAACACCUGCUAGACGGUAUCACUAUAGAAUAACCCCUGAAGAGGAAACGAUAGUUUCGGUUAAAGGAACAGACAGAGUGAAAUAUGAAGAUACUAGUGCAAAUCCUGAUGGAAUUAGUGACAGUGAGAUAUUAGAAUACCAAAACAGCAUAAAGCAGAUUGAAGCAGAAAGAAGACGUUUAGAUCAGUUGAAAGCUGAGCAUGAAAAACAGAUCCAACAAAUGAUUGAGAAGAAUAAACAAUUAAGUCUACAGAAAGAAAGAAAACGAAAAGAAGAGGAAAUGUUAUUAAGAAGUAUUCAGUUACUGGAACUGAAAGAGAAAGAAGUAGAUGAAAAAGUAAAAGAGAGUGAAAAACUUAAAUCCUUAUUUGACGAAUCGGUUGCAGGAGAAUUAGCCAUGGACAAGAGAAUUAAAAUUUUAAAAUUGAAAGAAAAUGAGACAAUAAAGAGAAUAGCUCAGAAAGAAUCCAAGAAAACAGAUAAACCGGUUACAGAUAAAACAGAACAUAAAGUAGAGACACUUACAAUUGAAAAGGCAUUACUUGGAAAGCCAUAUUUACCCGCCUUUGAAGGAAAGAAUUAUGAAGAUUGGAAAAUGGAAGUGUCAUGUUUAAUAAAGUCUAAGAUGUAUCAAGAGAAAGUUCUAGCACAAGCAAUAAGGAAUUCAUUGAAAGGACAGACAAGAAAGAUACUGUUAUCAAUGAAUCCAACAGCAUCAACAAGUGAACUGAUGGAAAAAUUGGAAGAAGUAUAUGGAAGUUUAAAAGAAUCAGACACUCUUCUCCAAGACUUCUUUUCUGCAUGGCAAAACCCAACAGAAUCAAGUUCAGAUUGGGGCAUUAGAAUUGAAAAUCUGUUCCAAAGAGUUGUUGAAAAAGGUGAUGUCGACGAGCUGAAUCGAAACGACAUGUUGAAGAGAAAAUUUUGGAAAGGUUUACAGUCAGAAAAAUUAAAAGAAGCACUGAGAGUAUCAUUUGAAUCAAAAGAUACAUUUGAAAUGUUGAGAAAGAAAGCACGGCGAGAAGAAGAAGAAAUUGAAACAAGGAAGAAGAAAGAUAACACGACAGUGCCAGAAUACACAGAGGGUGUAAAGUCUACAAUUCAGCAGCCAGUUAGAACAAACACAGAAACUGAUGCAAAGCUUGAUAAACUUUUAGACAGAAUGAAGGAGCUGGAAGAUCAGAUGAAAACUAUGAAAGUACAAAAGCAAUAUGGUCCACCGAACUUCUUACAAAAUAGAACACCAAACAGAUAUAUGAGUAAUAGAAGGCCAAAAGGGAGAUUUGGUUAUAGGAAUCAAGGUGUCAGAGGACAAAGAGGAAUAGGUAGAGGAAACGACCAUUCAAAGCAAAGUCAAGCAAAAGAUGAAAGUGAACAGAACCAGAAAGCAGACCAAAGUAAGAAACCAUCUUUAAACCAGUAA